Molecule: messenger RNA, 3497 nt
Organism: Galdieria sulphuraria
Lineage: Eukaryota; Rhodophyta; Bangiophyceae; Galdieriales; Galdieriaceae
Product: ubiquitin-protein ligase E3
Exons: 6
Coding region: 5-3364 (1119 amino acids)
Molecular function (GO): ubiquitin-protein transferase activity
Source: RefSeq, a predicted model, not a curated record
UAAAAUGUCGAAAGAAACUACGUUUUCUGCGGUACCUGUCCUUCCUAAAGAGUUUCUAGUUGGCUGGGGAAGAAACGAUAGUGGACAACUAGGAUCAACAAUAGAUGACGAAAACCAACAAGUGAAUAAAGCUCAAGUGCUUGUUGAUUUUGGAAUUGCCGGAGAUGUCGUUCAGAGUAUUGCUUGUGGAUUUUCUUCUACAGUCGUUUGCUUUAACGACAAUAGUCUAUAUGUGAAUGGUGGUAUAUAUAAUCAAACUGCAACCAACAGACAAGAACCUAUCCGAAUACAGUCUCCUUAUACCAGAGAAAGAACACAAAGUAUUGCCUGUGGAGAAGACUUUGUCAUACUUGCAACUCAGAGUGGUACUCUAGUUACUUGGGGAGGUGGUGCUUAUGGUCAACUGGGACGUGGAGCCCCAAUGGACUGGAGUGGACCUCAUCCAGUUAAGAACUUGCAGAAUAAAAGAGUUGUCAAAGUUGCUGCAGGGGCUUUUCAUUGGUUGGCGCUAACAGAUGCUGGACAAGUAUAUUCCUGUGGAUUAGGAAGACAUGGUCAAACUGGUUUAGGGAAUUGUGAGGAUGUAUAUGAACCUUGUCUCGUUGAGGCUCUAUGGGCACAACCCGUAGUGAAUAUUGCUGCAGGAGAGAAUCAUUCCAUCGUUAUCACAAGUACAGGAUUCGCUUUUGCUUUUGGUUCCAACAAAUAUGGUCAGUUGGGAAUAUCAAGACAAAGAUUGCCUGAAUCAGAAACAAGAGCAGAACUACCUCUAAGAAUAUAUAUGCCACAAGAAUUGGCUUCAGAACGAUUUCUUGCUGCAGCUUGUGGUACUCAUCACACGUUGUUUCUUACCUCAAAUGGUAAGGUUUUGGCUUGUGGUUCCGGUCAAGAUGGAGUUCUAGGAAUAGGAAACAAUAAGGAUGAAGUUUGUCUAGUUGUUAUUUUCAGUCUAUUCGAAUACACUAUCGUACAAAUUGCUGCAGGUGCAAGACAUUCUGCUGCUCUAUCUAGUCAAGGAGAGUUAUUUCUUUGGGGUUCCAAUGAACAAGGACAACUAGGCUUUGUAGAGCCUACUUGUGUAUUUUCACUACCUACUCAAAUGGAUACCAACAUUAUUUUUAAAGACUCUUUUGAAAAAGAAGAGUCAUCUUCAUAUUUCUUUUUGAAAAUAGCGACUGGUGCUUAUCAUACAAUUGGUUUGAUUGGCAAAGAAAAAGAAAAGUGUGCAUCUAGUCCUUUUGAAAUCUAUCCAAGCUAUUUGAUGAACCUGACAAGCAUGCAGUGGUCUUCUGUACGUGACUUGUUACCUUUGCAAAAGAGACUUUCUGCAGCAUCUAUAUUUAGUCAUUCGUUUCUAUAUGGUACAGUUACGGGUACAGACUCCUCUGAAAAACAUGGGAGAUGGCGUUCUAUUAAUCCUUAUAUAUUUCCUUUUAUCAAUUGGAAUACUGCUAUAGGAAAGAAUAAUAACCAAGUUAACGAGAAUGCUUCUUAUGUACAAGACUCCAACUUAUUGACUUCCGUUGUGUCGAAACCAGAAUUGUUUAUUCAGGCUACUGCAGUGGAAUCCUUCUACAAAGAGUUGUUGAGUGUUCAUGGUUCCAAUGCCGCAGAACUACUAACUUUUAUUUCCAAGGAGAUUAUUUCUCAAGCCGAAAACAUGUUGACUUUCCGUAUAAGAGAGAAAGCGGAACAAGGAAACCAUUCCACAACUGUCGCUAUUGAAAGCACUGGCUCUGAUUUAAAGAGCAAAGUAUCUUCUCGUCAAGGUACAGGAAAACAGCUAUUAACUAGACUAUGUCUUAUCAUUGCAAGUCUCAAGUUGGGAGCACAACGUAGAAUAGUAUCUGCAGUUAGUCGGUUUCCAGCAGAACUGGUUGCUGUUCGACUGGUCCGUCCUUUGCAUAGUAUUAUUGACUCGGAAUUGAAUGAAGUUCGUCGAAUUACAGAAAGGGCUAUAGCUGCUACAAGAGUACUAGGUUUGUUCUAUGCAGCAUCCGAACUAAACGGUUGGCGCUAUGCUAUCUUACCUCGACAGGAAUUCUAUAAUCACUCAGUGAGUGACUUGGUAGAUUUGAAGGAGGAUUACAACCGUUGGCUCUAUAGUAUGGAAAAUUCCAGUUCUGGAAAAUCACUUUUUUCUUUUUGUGCACAUUCCUAUGUUUUAGAUGAAGCUGCGAAAGCCAGAGUAUUGCAUGCAGAAGCAAGAGAAGCAAUGAAGUCCGAAGUUGUUCGUUCGUUAUGGAUGAACUCACAGGCAGUCGUAGUUGGUCCCUGGGGAAUUCCAUUUAUUGCAGGGACAGAUUCUCCCUAUUGUUAUUUGCAUGUUCGAAGAGCUAGUCUAGUGCAAGAUGCAUUGAGUGUGAUAUCCAAUGCAGAUCCUCGAGAGUUGCGAAAACCUUUAAGAGUUGUCUUCUUAGGAGAAGAAGGUGUAGAUGAGGGUGGUCUUCAAAAGGAAUUUUUUCAGUUGAUUACUGCGGAACUGUUUUCUGCCGAUUAUGGAAUGUUUGUAUAUAAUGAGAAGACUCGUUUUCAUUGGUUUCGAGUCGAUUCAUUGGAAGUGGAUGAUAACUUCAAGUUGGUUGGAAUUAUUAUUGGAAUGGCAUUAUAUAAUGGGGUUAUCUUGGACCUCCAUUUUCCUUUGCUUGUGUACAAGAAGUUGUUGAAUUGGUCUCCUGAUUUGGAUGAUGUGAAAGAAGCCUUUCCAGAGAUUGGCAAUUCUCUGCAAGCCAUGUUGGAUUAUGAAGAAGAUGAUAUGGAACAAGUGUUUAUGACUACCUUUGCUAUACAAUACGAGUUCUUUGGUGAGCUCCGUACUUGGGAGUUGGUUCCUGGUGGCAUUCAAAUUUAUGUCAAUCAGUCCAAUAAGGAAGACUUUAUUCGGCGUUAUAUUGAAUAUUUGACAGAUGUAUCUAUUCAUUCACAGUUUGAUGCCUUUUCGAAAGGGUUCUUUUGGAUGCUAAGUGGUCCUGCUCUCAAGAUAUUUCGACCAGAUGAAUUGGAAGUAUUGGUCUGUGGGCAGAGACAUUUGGAUUUUGAAGCUUUGAAACAAGUUACAGUUUAUGAAGGUGGUUUUAAUGCCGAAAGUCAAGUUAUCAAAUGGUUUUGGGACAUUGUGGAUGAAAUGACUUUGGAAGAAAAGUUGCAUUUGUUAUUUUUUGUGACGGGUUCUGAUCGAGCACCUGUUGGAGGUUUGGGACAAUUGCGAUUUGUGAUACAACGUGCUGGUCCUGAUACUGACAGACUUCCAACAUCACAUACUUGUUUCAAUAUAUUGUUAUUACCUGAAUAUAGUAGCAAAGAGAAGACACGUAAUAGACUUUUGACUGCUAUUCAGAAUGCUCAAGGAUUUGGACUGCAGUAGUCUUAAUAAAAGCAGUUGUUCUAUACCGAAUUAUGAAAGCUUAACAUACAAUAAUGCAGCAAACCAAACGUGCAACUGUGCAAAACAAGUGACUUGCUCUGGUUGGGUAAUGUCGUAUAUUAUUAUUCAUAUU